CAAAGGAAACCUGAGAGCAACCCCCUCUGGAAAGGCAGCAGGGGAUUCCGGAGCCUUUGUGCUUUCCCUCGCCAGUGUUUAUGCUGAGCGUGGUCUGUCUCAGGAAGCUUCAGAAAUGGAGCGCCCUAUUUGAAGAGGACCCAACCUGACCCAACCUUACUUGUGCUUCUUCUCUAAAGACUCUGGCGUUGCUGCUGCUUCCUUGUCAGGAUGGCCGAAAGGGCUCCUCCAGGGAUAAACAAAAAAUCUUCAAGGUCUACCCAGUCCCUUCCACCAGAACCAGUGGAAAUAAUCCGGAGCAAAGCAUGUUCAAGGAGAGUCAAAAUCAACGUAGGGGGGCUCAACCAUGAAGUUCUAUGGAGGACUUUAGAUAGACUUCCACGAACACGUUUAGGGAAGCUUAGAGACUGCAAUACAAAUGAAUGCUUACUAGAAGUAUGUGAUGACUAUAAUCUCAGUGAGAAUGAAUAUUUCUUUGAUAGACACCCGGGUGCUUUCACCUCCAUUUUGAAUUUCUACAGGACGGGGAAGCUACACAUGAUGGAGGAAAUGUGUGCCCUUUCUUUUGGCCAAGAGCUAGACUACUGGGGGAUUGAUGAGAUAUACUUAGAAUCUUGUUGCCAGGCAAGAUACCAUCAGAAGAAAGAGCAAAUGAAUGAAGAGCUAAGGAGAGAGGCAGAGACACUGAGAGAAAGAGAAGGGGAAGAGUUUGACAAUGCCUGCUGCCCAGAGAAAAGGAAAAAACUAUGGGACUUGCUGGAGAAACCCAACUCAUCAGUUGCUGCAAAGGUAGGAUAAUGGAUGGUGGUUAAAGAGUCACCAAAAAUGUUUAGAAUAUUUGCUUAUGUUACAUGUUAUGUCCUGAUAACAUUCACAAGAAACUUUAUGGUAAUUAUUUUAGGUGGUUUUUUUAAAAUAUAAAAAAUAACAACCCUACAGCCUAAUAUAGGCUUAGCUUGUGAGUUUUCCUGUUUUUUCAUCUGUGGGAGAAAUCCAAAGGUGAGUCUCAUGUGCGGUGAGUCUCAUGUGCUCUGGUGUACUUUUGAGACUCUCUGUUCCAACUGAUUUUCUCCAUAAUUUAUGCCAGGCUACCUCCUAAAGGACCUCAGGAAGUUUCCUUCCAUGCAGUGUAAGCAAUUGUGAUCUAUUAAAGAAAAGGGGAUCUUGCCUUGUAUGGGUCUAUGGGGAACUGGAUCCUGGUAGUAUUCAUUGGUCAAACUAAUGCUCAGUGCCUAAGAAUGCUUUUGGGUGUGUGUGUGUGUGUGUUAGAAAUACUGCAAUCUUAUGCACACUUACCUGGGAGUAAAUCCCACUGAACAUAGUAGGGCUUACUUCCACAUAAAUGUGCAUAAGUUUGCUUUGUUCUUUCUCAUUUUUUCCCUUGGGUGCUGAGUGGAAUGUAGGGUGCAGUUUAUAUGUAAUUAUGCAUCACCAAGCUAUUUCUGAGAUAUUAACAGAACAAUCCUAUAGAUGCCUAUGCAGAAGUAAGUUCUAUUGGUGUCUGUGAGGCUUACUCCUGAAUAAGUAGGUAUAGGAUUGCAGACUAAUUGGCAAAGUGCCAUUGAAGAAAUGGCAAUUUUUGAAAAUGAAGACUAACCAUUUAUUGUCAGAAUGUAACUUAUGAUUCCCACUACUCUUGACUACACAUUCCAUAGAAGAAUCGGGAAUUUCUUUCUUUUUUUGUAUUUGUCUCUUAGUUGCUAAGUUUGUCUCAGCUGCUAAUUUUAAAUUUCAUAUGCCUACGCAUGAACUAGCACCUAUUUCCACCUAGGCUGCUUUUUGGAAUGUCUUCUGCCAAACUGGCUUUAGUUAGUGGGCGCAAUGCUUAUAUAAUCUAUGUGUGAAAGACAUACCGUAAAUAUAUUAUGGUUGAUUUGUGUGUGGAAAUAAACAAAAACUGGAUAUUUUCCUUAUAUGGGGAAGGAUUGAACAUUAAAUCUUGGGUGUGUGAAUCAAUACUCCUCUCUUUUUUGCUUUUUCUGUAGCAUUUGGAGAGGAGGGCUCACAGAUCUCCUCCAUUAUAUGAGAUGCAUGAGUUCCAGAUAUGCAGACAAACCCCCACACAAUGCAUGAUGGGGAAAAUGCAGAAGGCUCCAUUUUGGCUGUUUUGGGGAAACUGUGAAUAAACAAAACAAGGGUCCACAAGUUACUUUCCUUGCCCAUUCCCUACCCUGCCCCUCAGCAAGAUGGUAGUGGCUUGAAUCCUGACACAUUUUGAGUGUAAGGAUGGGGGACAAUUUUUAUCACUGUCUCCCAUGGCUGCCAAAAAUCCCAGGAGAGCAAGGGAGGUAGUGUAGUGGCAAUGGUGAAAUCAGCAACAACUGCCUGUCCCACCUUACUCCUCCGCUCCCAGCAGGAGCUUCCACUGGAUCAAAUGCCCUUUGAUGAACAGAAGGGUAACUCAGGAUCCAAGCCAAUUCCUGAAUCCACUCAAAGAUUAGUCAUGUAUUUGAUAAAAUUUUACUACAAAAAAUGUUAGGGAAUAUGCCUAACGAAAGCUGCACAGUGAUGAA
This is a messenger RNA of Zootoca vivipara (common lizard), 2513 nucleotides long. RefSeq names its product potassium voltage-gated channel subfamily B member 2 (gene KCNB2). Gene Ontology annotation, biological process: potassium ion transmembrane transport; protein homooligomerization; action potential. The record is from RefSeq and is a predicted model, not a curated record. NCBI's taxonomy places the organism in Eukaryota, Metazoa, Chordata, Lepidosauria, Squamata, Lacertidae. Gene Ontology annotation, molecular function: protein binding; delayed rectifier potassium channel activity. Gene Ontology annotation, cellular component: membrane; voltage-gated potassium channel complex; neuronal cell body.